Arvicola amphibius (Eurasian water vole) is the source of this 3877-nucleotide messenger RNA. It is a transcript of the gene Palb2, whose product is annotated as partner and localizer of BRCA2. Gene Ontology annotation, molecular function: DNA binding; protein binding. The transcript has 12 exons. Gene Ontology annotation, biological process: double-strand break repair via homologous recombination. Gene Ontology annotation, cellular component: nucleoplasm. Lineage: Eukaryota; Metazoa; Chordata; Mammalia; Rodentia; Cricetidae. Bases 134 to 3244 code for a protein of 1036 amino acids. The record is from RefSeq and is a predicted model, not a curated record.
CACGCGCAGGGAGCAGGCAAAGUCCUCGUUCCUCCCCGGGAUUCCUCCUGGGUCCAGGAAGGCCCGGCGGGGUCCGCUUGACCACAGGCCUCAGGCUGCCGACGGCUGCUCCCUGCGCUCGGCUCCCAUCCGGAUGGAAGAGCUUUCCGGGAAGUCUCUCAGCUGUGCGGAGAAGGAAAAGUUGAAGGAAAAAUUAGCAUUUUUGAAAAAGGAAUACAGCAAGACACUUGCUCGUCUUAAGCGUGCCAAAAGAGCUGAGAAGGUUAAGAACUCUAAGAAAGCAAUAGAAGAUUGUGUGCCCCAUCAGGAAGCCUCCCCACAGCUAAGCCGCUCUGAAUCUAUAAAUGAAGGCUCUCCUUGUGAUACAUUACAAAUCAACCAUCUUGAUGAGGAAACUGGAGAAAACAUCUCUGUGAUACUCGAUGUUGAACCUCAGUCCUUUAACCAUAAAAAUGGCCAAGAAGGUGUAUGUGCACAAAGAGCAGGUGACAUCCAAGAACAAUUUUUGCAUGUCAUCAGUAGUCCCGAUGGUAAGAAAGAGCGGAAUGCACUGCCAGGGAGAACACAGCAGCAGUGGAAGAAAACAUCUGUUUCACAGGAGAAAGAACAUUUCCUUGGCAUUAAUUCUCUCAUACUCCCUGACAAACAACGGAAGACACAGGAAGACAGCAGCAGCAAAAGUCCUAGGACCCCAGUGCCUAAAGAGAAUCACCUUUUAAGUCUGAAGUCUAAAACUCCUGACCCUUCAGCCCUUGAUACAGAAAUUGAUGGAGAGGGUGUAUUAAUUCCACCAUCUGGCAAAUCGGAAAGGGAUAUUGAUACACCCGUAAGAGGAAAUAAUGUCUCCAUGGAGACUACAGUCCCUUCAUGUACUGUGUCAGACAACAAUCAUAGUCAACAGCUUGAACCUACAUCUCCUAAUGGUUACUGCAAAAUUGCUACUCAGGGCCCAGCUUCAUCCAUAAAUGUGGAGGCACAAGGCAGAAAAACGACUGUAUUUACCGGUAACCCCAUAGUAAAUAAAGCUGUGAGUGCCAGUGAUCAGCUGCCAGGAAGUCCUAAUUCAGAGGCAAGUGAUACAUGUUCUAUAAAUGAUCUCACUCACAGUAACUUGCCAGCAAAUACUACCCAAAACUUUAAAUCUUUAAAAUCUCCCGGUAACACUGUUGACGGUAGAAAUGAGAAUCUUGAGGAAGAUGAAAUUCUAGGCUCAUCUAAGAACCUCAGCCCAGCGGCAGUCUCUCCUCCCUCCACAGAAAGUCAAAUGCAUUCUUACACAAUGCUUGAAGGCCUUCUGUUUCCCGCAGAAUACUAUGUUAGAACUACCCGUCGUAUGUCAGACUGUCAGAGAAAAAUAGCUCUGGAAGCUGUAAUUCAAAGUCACUUGGGUGUCAAGAAGAAAGGGCUUAAAAACAAAAAUAAAGCAACUAAGAAUGUAGUCCUCUCCGGUGAAGAAACUGACCACAGUGAAAGUAGUAUGUUGGAUGCAUGCACAGGACGGUCCAGGUCAGGAAGUCCCUCUCAGCAACUAAUCUUGUCAGCUGAGGUCAGCUCUCCCACAGAAUCCGCUGAGGCUGACAGCCAGUCUAGGAAAGCUACUACACCUGGCAGAGGACACAGAGGAAAGCGAAAAUCAGACCGAGUCUCCACACUGGAUCGUUGUCAGCUGCUUUUCCCUCCUUGCCACAUACUGGGUCUUAACAUGCCCAAGGGCAGAUUCACCAAGCGUAAGUGGCAGAGUGGAAAAGUAACUAUUCAUGACUUUGAGUUACCUGAUGAAGACUUUGGACCUCUUAAGCUCGAAAAAUUGAAGUCCUACUCAGAAAAACUGAUUGAGUCUCCUGACUCCAAAACCUUUGGAAAGAGACUUUCUAGGAAAGGAAAUUGUGCCACUCUGGAGGCACUGCAAAUAGAUUCAGAAGUGGAGGACUUGGUAGAGGAACUCACCGCUCCAUCAGAAGCACACCGUCCAGGGCCAACCCUGAAACAGCUGCCUAUGAGCAAGGGCCUUUCUUCAUCCGCAGUGCUUUUCACUCCUACAGAUACAGCUGCACCUAACCAUAGUGGCAGAUCUACUGCCUACCUGUGUUCACCUGCGUUCCCCAUCUUAGGCACGACUCCAGCUUUUGCUUCCCAAGCCACCAGUGAGAUUGUAACCGUUGAAGUUGGACAGACAUGCUCUACAUCCCGACCUUCUCACUUGGGAGACAAAAACAGUCUUGCUAAUAGCAAUAAACAAUGCAACAGUUCAGUCAGCUCACCAGAACUGGAUACCAACCUGCAUGUGUCAGGUAGGCAAGGACAACCUACCUGUGACAGUGAAUCUGGCCCCCAAGCAACACCUUUACCCAAUGAGUCAUUCACUUUCAGAGAAAAUCAGCUCUGUGGAAAUGCAUGCCUCGAGUUACAUGAACAUUCCAUUGAACAGACUGACGUUGCAGGCCUCCCUGCUCAGGACACCUGGAACCCAAGCAGCCUACAGUUAGUCUCAAAGUUCAAGAAUCCUUCCAGUUCCUGUUCUGUAGAUGUGAGUGCUGUGUGGUGGGACAGAGCUUGUGCUAAGGAGCCAUGUAUCGUAACUGCCUGUGAAGAUGUAGUUUCUCUUUGGAAACCUUUGGAUACUUUGCAGUGGGAAAAAGUUCAUACCUGGCACUUCACAGAGGUUCCAGUAUUACAAAUAGUUCCAGUGCCUGAUGUUUACAAUCUUAUAUGUGUAGCUUUGGGAAAUUUGGAAAUCAGAGAAAUCAGGGCAUUGCUGUGUUCCUCUGGGGAUGAAAGUGAAAAGCAAGUACUACUGAAAUCUGGAAAUAUAAAAGCUGUGCUUGGCCUGACAAAGAGAAGACUGGUUAGUAGCAUUGGAACCUUUUGCAGUCAACAAGUACAAAUCAUGACAUUUACCGAAGAUGGAAGUAGCAAAGAUGAACAGCUUUUGAUGCCCCCUGAUGAGACUAUACUGACUUUUGCUGAAGUCCAAGGGAUACAGGAUGCUCUGCUUGGCACCACUACUGUGAACAACAUUGUGAUCUGGAACUUAAAAACUGGCCAACUCCUGAAAAAGGUGCACAUUGACGACUCUUACCAAGCUUCAGUCUGUCACAGAGCCUAUUCUGAGAGAGUCUCUUGUAGCCUAGGCUGGCCUGAAACUCCCCGUGUAUUGAAUAAAAUGACCUUGAGCUAUGAUCCCCCUGCUUCUACCUCUCCAGUGCUGGGAUUACUAGCUCAUGAUAGACACUCUAUUGACUGAGCUGCAUUCCUAACCUGUUUGCUCUUUUUGAAGUUUAUGAAUAAAAAUAGGUGUAUGUGAUUACUUGUCUCAUUUUCUACCUGUAUGAUAUAAAGACGCACAUUCUAAGCUGUGAAUUUUAUUCAUAUUUUUAAAAUACCCAACUACUUAAAAAGGAAAAGGGAAAAAAAUCACAAGAUAGUUCUGAUUGAUCCUGAAUUCAAUAUGUAGAUCAGGCUGUCACAAAAUCUGGCUGAAUCUGGCUUUUAUAAUCUUUUAAGAAGGUUGAAUUUGUUUCUAGAAUUUACCUGUUUUUCAUUUAACUGAUCAGUUUGAUAUAUACUAAUUACUACUAGUUGGUGUCCUGUUAAACAAGGGUCUUUAAUGGGUCACUUCCAGUAUGCUAUGUCUCUAUGGCCUCCUUCCCUGUGCCAGCCUUUUCCUAAAUGGUUGGCACGAAGUAUAGCUAAAGUAAGGAAACUGAGUCAGCUGGAUUCAGGAUGGCAGGACUGGCCUAGGAUGCAGAGGUCCACUGUGGAGAUGCUGUCAGUAUCUGCUGCAUGGACAAAGGGAGGCAGUGGUUACGUCCCUCACAUUGAAGAGUCUGGUGAUCAUUCCUUCUGCUUUGCUUUUGUCACCACCCCCGAACAUUCU